Messenger RNA from Bactrocera dorsalis (oriental fruit fly), 1204 nucleotides. RefSeq names its product ribosome biogenesis protein SLX9 homolog. Gene Ontology annotation, cellular component: preribosome, small subunit precursor; 90S preribosome; nucleolus. Gene Ontology annotation, biological process: maturation of SSU-rRNA from tricistronic rRNA transcript (SSU-rRNA, 5.8S rRNA, LSU-rRNA). NCBI's taxonomy places the organism in Eukaryota, Metazoa, Arthropoda, Insecta, Diptera, Tephritidae. The transcript has a single exon. The record is from RefSeq and is a predicted model, not a curated record. Bases 139 to 723 code for a protein of 194 amino acids.
CAAGAUUAAUCGAUUACAACACUUCACCUGUCAAAAGCGCAUGGUUAUCAAAUAAAUAAAUAUAUUCGAAUUGAUUAUAAACAAAUAUACGACAUAGAUUUAAAUCCUGGUUGAAAGGGGAACAACAAGUUAAUAAACAUGGGAAAAGUCAACAAAAACAUCCGCAUGAAAGCCAAGGCUGCGGUAUCAAAAGCCGCUACUGCCACCAACAACAUUAAAACAAAAAUACAAAAUGUUGGCAAGAAAGAUGAUACGGGUGUCCUCGAGGACAAACUUCUCCUAACUAAGACGCCUACUAAGAAGAAAGCAAUUACCAAACGCGAGAAGGUGCGCCAGAAACACAAACAUCUAAUGAAUAAAUUUGCAUUGAUAAAAAAGCAACGUAAAGACGAAGCAGCGCGUAAAAACAGAGAAAAGACGGCGGUUAUAGGUGAUUUGAAGCCUCUGAAAGAUGCAUUACCCUCCUUAGAUGAACUAUUUAAAUUAAGUAAACAAUCUGAUAGUAAAACGGGAAUCAAAGAUAUUGAUGAGCCAACAUCUAAGGAGAAUCCAAAAGAUGAUAAGAAAUUGAAUGUUAAGCAAAAGUUGAAGAAAAAGAAGGAGAAAUUUGUACGACAAGUUAGCUCUUACCAGGCCCUUCUCAAAGAUCCAGAUUUUAAGAAAAAUCCUCGUGAUGCAAUUUCCUAUCAUAUAAAAUACACACGUGGCCUUAUAGAUGAAUAAAGUAGAACUAACUAUAUACAUAUGUAUACAUUGUGUUUAAAAGUAUAUUAUAUUAAUAUAAUAUAUAUUUUUGUAGCGUAAAAGCCUGCAACAUUAAAUAUUUAGGAAACAAAUUAUUCAUUGAAUCUAAUAAACCUUUAUACUCCAUAAGGCCCAUUUUUCCUUGUUUUAAAUUUAAUGUUAAAACAUUGCAAUCGUUAACUGACGGUUUCAGAAUGUUACAAUUUUUUAUUGAACUUUUAAUAACGUCGCAGAAAUCAAACCAGAAAAACUCGUUUUUAUCAUAUCAUUUAUUAAUACUAAUCUUACGGAUGAGAAGAUUUUUGUAAUGAUUUUUAUCAUUUAUUUGGAUUUCCUUCAUUCUUACAUGAGCCAAGUAAUUGUUCUUAACUAUUUUAGAUCUACAAGCAUAUUGAACUUAAUUUAGUAUGAAUGUGUGUAUGCGCUUGAGUAAAUUAAAUAAAAUUAUAGGUUUUUAUCA